Acanthopagrus latus (yellowfin seabream) is the source of this 1368-nucleotide messenger RNA. RefSeq names its product olfactory receptor 52K1-like. Gene Ontology annotation, biological process: G protein-coupled receptor signaling pathway. Gene Ontology annotation, molecular function: G protein-coupled receptor activity; olfactory receptor activity. Lineage: Eukaryota; Metazoa; Chordata; Actinopteri; Spariformes; Sparidae. The coding region runs from base 330 to 1274 and encodes 314 amino acids. Gene Ontology annotation, cellular component: membrane. The transcript has 2 exons. The record is from RefSeq and is a predicted model, not a curated record.
UGAACUCCCGGACAGCACCAAGUAGAAGCUGCUGAUAUCUACAGAGCUGAACUGUGAGCAGCUCGUCAUGUUUGAGUCCAGAUAGGUUUAGACAUUUUCUUUACUGUAAUACAUUUAGAUUCUCAUGAUUUUCUCUGUUUAAUUGAACCUGACACAUGUUCUGACUGAAGUGGCUGAAUCCCAUGAAUUAAUCCCAUUAUGUUUUCGGUGUGUUGUCCGUUGUGUCUUCAGUGUGAAACCAAACCCCUGAGGAGAGAUGAGCCAGCUCUGCUAUAUGUCAGGCUGAUUCAACUAAAACUCUGAACAGGGAGGUUUUCUGAGGUGGGAAGAUGGAGAACGUCUCCUCACACAAACACUUCAUCCUCGAUGGUUUCAGUGACCUCGGAGCACUGAGGCCCGUCCUCUUCAUCCCCUUCUUCAUCAUGUUCAUUGUGUCACUGUCGGCCAACUCCCUGCUGCUGUACGUUGUCAUUUCACAGAGGAGCCUCCACUCUCCAAUGUGCAUCCUCAUGGCCGGGAUGGCGGUUGUGGACUUGAGCCUCCCGCUGUUCUUUGUCCCCAACAUGCUGCUGAGCUUCUUAUUUGGCUGGAGGGGAAUCUCUCUGACUGGCUGCCUGGUUCAGAUGCAUUUCAUUCACUUUGCAGGAACUUUUCAGUCCACGUUUCUUGUAUGGAUGGCACUGGACCGCUACUUUGCCAUCUGCACACCACUCUACUACCAUGAGCACAUGGCUUUACCCAAAUUCCUCAACUUUAUAAUCCCAUUUGUGGUCAGAAAUGUCCUCCUGGUUACACUGUUUGUGAGUCUGGCUGGAACUUUGUCAUUCUGUGCUGGAAAUGUGAUGAACCACUGUUUCUGUGAGCACAUGGCCUUGGUGGAGCUGGCCUGUGGAAGUACAGCCAUCAACAACCUGGUGGGGUUACUGACAGUUUUCUUAAUCCCAGUUGCAGACUUUAUCUUUAUUGCUGCUUCCUAUGUGGUGAUAUUCAGCUCUGUGCUCAAGUCUGGCAGGUCAGGGGUCAAAGCACUUCACACCUGCAUCACCCAUAUCAUGGUCAUCACUGUCAGCUUGACUAUUGCACUUGUUGCUUUCCUGUCGUACCGGAUCAGUAACGGUCUUCCUGCAGCCAUUCGGGUUUUCACCAGCACCAUGUAUCUGCUGUUCCCGAGCUGUUUCAACCCGAUCAUUUAUGGUAUCAGAACCACCGAGAUCCGACAGCACAUCCUGAAGACACUGACCUGUUGGUUCCCAGUUCUUAGGAGAACAUUAUAAAGUAUCUAUGUUCUAUGAAACCUCAUCUACAGCAGGACAAGAAAGAAGCCAUUGAGAAGUUCAUGGCAGCACUAAUAUUCAAAACUCCAGCAUU